UGCCACCAAAGUGCAGUCCACACUUGGAUCCAGCGUGUGGCUGGCAGGGUGACUCACUAUGCGUCUCACCUCCGCCACGAGACGUCUGUGGAUGUGACACUUGCUGCUACCAGCAGACUGAUGUCUCAGUGGUGUACGUCACUCUCCACAUGGGGCUGGACGGGCUUCUCUCCUCUUCAGCGUGGUCAGAGGCUGCCUCCUCUACGCCCACCACUCAGCAGUUCACUGACCCAGAGCCUGAGGGCCACAACUGCUAUGAGGGCUGGGAGGAGGACCUGCUGCCUGAGGAGUGGGAGGUUCCUCUGCUAAACCUCUACCUUACCACCAAGAGAGUGGAGGACAUCGCCCUGAGGCUCGUCUCCCUGCGCCAGGCCUUCACUACCCUGCUUGGUUCCACCCUGAGCAGGAACCAUCUGUUUGUGGCGGGAAAGGUCCUCCUGGGCGCACUGGUUCAGCCCAACCAUAUGGACGAGGCCAAGUUCAUCUGUACUUAUAACAACUUUGUGGACUACCUGAGUGACCCCUCCAAGCGGAAUGACAUUGAGAGGGAGCUGGCUGAGGCAAAGAUCCAUCAUGUGAACAUGAUAGAUGUCCUCUUUGAGCUGGUGCUGUUUGGGUUAAUAACAGCUCAGAAGUCCCUGAUGGUGCACCCUGGUGGGUUCCUUGAGCGUCUGUACGCUCUCCUGUACUCCUUCCUGCCCACUGCUGCCAACAUGGAGCCAGAGGCUGACAGAUACCUGCUGCUGCUCAAUGAUUCUAGUGACGCUUUGCCACCCAACAGGGAUCUAGACACCAAUGCASUACAUUACUUUGCACUGAAUUUUCCAUUUUUAAAUAAAACAAGUUGUAGUUCAAAAACAUUUUGGUUUCCGUCUUUUCAUUUAUUUGAUUUUAUGACCAUUUCCUCUUCCUAGAGUUAUA
Salvelinus sp. IW2-2015 is the source of this 921-nucleotide messenger RNA. RefSeq lists its product as uncharacterized. Gene Ontology annotation, biological process: mitochondrial fusion. The record is from RefSeq and is a predicted model, not a curated record. NCBI's taxonomy places the organism in Eukaryota, Metazoa, Chordata, Actinopteri, Salmoniformes, Salmonidae.